AUGGACAAUGAGUUAAAUUUAUUUCGAGAACCAUUGAGUAACAGCGCUUCUAUUGAACAACGACAACAAGAAACAAACAUUGUUGUUGAUAAUUAUUUAUCAUCAUCAUCAACUUCAUUAUCGGAUAUUAAUAAUGAACAUAAACAACAAUCUCUUGAAACACCAGUAACAAAUAUUAAAAAGAAACGUACGAAAUGGCAUGUAUAUGAUACUAUAGCCAAGUUUUUAUUAAAAAAUCGUUUUUAUUUAACUGCUCUUGAAUUUUAUACUGAAUUAUUAGAAAAUGGAUAUGAUUUACCACGUUUACGUGAAUAUUUUUCUAAUCCAGCUAAUUUUGAAGGUUCAUCAAUAACAUCAAAUAAUAAACAAUCAACAUUUAUUCGUAAUCUUACACAUUAUGCUGAUGAUUCUGUAUCACUUGGAGGUGGUGGAUAUGGUGAUUAUCUUCCUCGAACAUCAAGUAGUCAAACAUUUGAUUCAACUUCUAUUGAUAAUAUAACACGUUAUUCAGAAGAUAUUGAUUGGCAUAAUGGAAAUGGUAGUGGUGGAGCAAUGACAAGUGCAAGUGGUGUUGGUGAAUUACGUUUUAAUGAUGAACGUGUUGCUGUUUUAGAAUUUGAAUUAAGAAAAGCACGAGAUACUAUACAAGAAUUACGACAAACAUUAACAUAUGAUUCAGCAGAUGAACAACAACAACAAAAUAAAAAAUCAGAAGACAGAAAUGGAAAAUAUCAAGUUUAUCCAUUAUCAUCAAAUUCAAUACAAUCAUUAAUUCCAUCAGGAUUAACUGUUCGUCCAUUUGAACGUCGCGCAUUAAAUUUUUUAGUUAAUGAAUAUCUUUUAACAAAUAAUUAUAAAUUAACUAGUGUAACAUUUGGAGAAGAAAAUGAUACAUCAGAUUUAGAAGAUUGGGAUAGUGUUGGUUUAAAUUGUGCACGACCACCUGAUUUAACACAAUUAUAUCGUUGGUAUUGUUAUCAAUUAUGUAUUGAAGAUGAAAAACCUAAAAAAGAAGAUUUUACAAUGUCAGUUAAUUUUGAUGAAAAUUUUCAUGAUGAAUAUAAAAAUUUAAAAAUAUCCGUACAACAAAUGCAAUUUGAUUUAAUUCAAUAUAAUAAAAGAAUAAAUCAUAUUGAAGAAGAAAAAUUAAAUCUUAAUGAAGAAAUUUAUUCAUUACAACAUGAAAAAAAAAAUCUUUUAAUACAAUUACAACUUUUACAAAAUCGUUUAAUGUCUGAUGAAACAUCAAAUAUAAUUAAAAUGGAAGAUACAAUACAAUUAAAUUCAUCAAGACAUUUACCACAAGUUUAUCGACGUGCAUGUGAACAUCAUUUAUUAUCUUAUCAUAUUAAUGAUGAUAAACAAGAUGAAGAAAUUGAAUUAAAUCAUGAUUUAGAACAAAAAAUUUUUGAAAGUGUUAUACAUGAAUUAAAUACACUUUCACUUGAUCAAAAAGAUUUAUUAGAUUUAAUUGUACGAACUAUUAUAAAAAUUAAUUUAAAUUUAAAUGGAUCGAAAAAAUUAGAUAUUGUUCCAUUAAUAAUUUACACAUCGAUAUUACAUCCAAAAAAUGAUGAACGUGAUCGUUUACUUAAAACAUUAUUUAAUCUAUUUAAAAAUCCAUCCUAUCAUCAACGACAAGUUUUAUUACAUGGAUGUCUCUGUUUUGCUAAACAAAGUGGUCCAUUACGUGUACAUACUGAAUUAUUACCGCAAUGUUGGGAAAAUAUAAGUAAUAAAAUUGAUGAAAGACGUUGUCUUGUUGCUGAAGCAUGUGGAAUAUUAACACCACAUUCGCCUAAAGAUAUUCGUGUUAGUUUAAUAUUUUCAAUGUUACAACAAAUGCUUGCUGAAGAUAAAUGUGAUCAAGUACGAUGUGUAUGUAGUAAAAGUUUAGCAAUGGUUAUUAAUGAAAUUGAUGAUGAAACUCGUUUAUCUCCAUGUAUUGAAUUACUUGAUCGAUGUUUAUCAGAUACAUCGGAUGUUGCACAAUCAGCAAAAAAAUAUUUAUUACCAUCUAUUGCUAUGUGGUGUCUUGAAUUAAAUAAAAUUUGUUUAGUUUUAGUUGAACAUUAUUUAAUUAAAAUUGAAUCUCUUGUUCAAAAUAUUCAAACUCCAUCAUCAAUUGAUAGUCAACGUUUUAUUCAAUUUAUUUAUAUAUUAACUGAUUUAAUUGUAUUUAUUUUUGCAUCAGCUUUGAAAAGUAUGACAUUAGAUAAUGAUCUUUCUCAAGUAAUAGCAUCAAUACGAACAUUACCAGAUACAACAUAUUCAGAGUUUUAUCAAUUAAAUACAAUUUUAUCUCCAAAUAGUGAUAAAUUACUUCAUUAUUAUGAUCAAUGUGCUAUUAAAGGAGAAUUUCCAUUUACAGAUCAAAUUCAAUUAUAUUUAGAUACUUUUUUAAAACGUUCAUUUGAUGUAAUGGCAGUUAUUGAUAUAACGAAUGGAAAAUUAAUUCAUGCAUGUAGUGAAUUUAUUAAAAUGAUUAGUCGAUAUUUUGGAAGAAAUUUUUGGAAAUUAAAAAUCAAACCACUUUAUGUUACAAUCAAUUCGCAAACGUCGCAAGACGAAAUUCGACCAACGACCUUUGUUCUUUAUGCGACUGGUGUAUUAUGUGCUUGGACAACAGAACAAGAACGAGCUGAAUUGACGCAAUAUAUAUAUGAUGCACUUCUUCUUGUUGCUAAUCAAAAAUUAUCAAUAAAUACUUUACAAGCAAUGUAUGCAGAAAUUGGAUCUGAUACAAAUUUUCAAGAUAUUUUAUUAAGUAUUCUUCGAGAUUCUCUAACAAAUACAAAUCCACAAGUUCGUUUAUAUACUCUACAAUUAUUUAAUACUACAUUAGCACUUGUCAAUCAUUCGACAAUAUCCCAAAAGAUUUUACCAGCUUUGAUUACGCUUGCAUCUGAUGAUGAUAUAACUGUUCGAACAGCAACUAUAUCAGUAUUCGGAUCAAUUAUUAUUCAAUGCUCAGAGCCUGAAAUUCUCGAACGAGUUUAUGCUCAAUUUCAAAUAUUUGAUAGUGAUACAACAUUUCGUGAUGAACAUCGUGUUCAAAGUGAAUUUAUAAAAACUUUUACUCAUAUUGCACCACAUGCUGAAAGUAAAUUUCGUGAAGAUUUUAUUCUCCCAUUUUUGGCAUUAAUUGCUUCACAAAAUUCUCAACAACAAUCAGAACGUGGUCAAGCAAAACGUCUUGAAAUAGCUACAUAUUUAUUUGAAGCAUAUAGUGCACUAUCAUGUUGUUUUCAUUCGGGUCAAUCAAUAUUAAAUAGUUUUCUACCGGGUCUCUAUUGUUUACGUGUAGAUUUUGCACAAUUAAGACCUGAUAGUGUUGCUGUAUUAGAUUCUAUUAUUAAAGAUCUUGAACAUAAACUUGAACAAUAUCGACAAGAUAGUUCAUUAUUAAUCGGUGGUACGAAUCUCACUCAAGAAAAUAUUCGAGGACGAAUGCUCAAAGGUUUAACGAAUUUUCGAGAUUCAACUGAAAAAUUAACUUAUAGAUUUAUGAAAAAAAAAUAA
Molecule: messenger RNA, 3522 nt
Organism: Rotaria sordida
Lineage: Eukaryota; Metazoa; Rotifera; Eurotatoria; Philodinida; Philodinidae
Source: the annotation of a GenBank genome assembly